UUAUUUCUGCCAAUGCAUGAUGCGUAAAUUUGACAGUGUAACAAAAACGUGGGUUAAAUAAUAAAGUAACAACAAUUAAAAGAGACUUUGAACUGAAUAAUAGUGCUUACGGGUUAAGUCAACUAGCCAAUAAAAAAAGUGAUAAUUUUAAGACAAUUUAAGUGUAAAUAAGUGAAAAUACGAAAUGGCGCUUAAAGUAUGGGAGGUUGAGGUAUUUAACGUAACAGACGAAAAUCAAACGGUGCCCAAGUAUAACAGAAAAGUAAAACUGAGAGCGGACUAUGACCCACAAGGUAUUAGUAUCAAUUUCUUUGAUUUGGAAGAAACACAUUUGAUUGAGCUGCCAGUGGAUAGUAGUACAGAAUGCUGUAAAGUAGGACCUAAAUCUUACAUAUUUACAAUCGACAACGAGUCUUUGUUAGUUAAGUUUAAUAAUAGGGAGGACGCUAGAAGUUUUUGUGUAGCAAUAACAAAGGUGAAAUCAGGGAAAGAUGCCUCAGUGUUUUCCGUGAGAACCGAAGACUCCUCAGCUACACAAUACUUUCAAUUCUAUGGAUAUUUAUCACAGCAACAAAACAUGUUGCAGGAUUUUGUUAGGACUUUCACUUACCAAAGAGCAAUAUUGGGGAAUUUGUCAGACUUUAAGGAUAAAAUUGUUCUGGAUGUAGGAGCAGGUUCAGGGAUUUUAUCGUUUUUUGCUGCCCAAGCUGGGGCUAAGAGAAUUUAUGCUGUAGAAGCUUCAACUAUGGCCCACUAUGCACAAAAGUUAGUGGAAGCUAAUAACCUGCAAGACUGUAUUAAAGUCAUAGCAGGCAAAGUUGAAGAAAUUGAUAUUCCAGAGAAAGUUGAUGUUAUAAUAAGUGAGCCCAUGGGUUAUAUGCUGUACAAUGAAAGAAUGUUGGAGUCCUAUUUAAAUGCCAAGCGUUGGUUGGCUCCCGGUGGUAAAAUGUUUCCUUCUCGAGGUGAUCUUCACAUAGCCCCUUUUACAGAUGAUGCUUUAUACAUGGAGCAAUACAGUAAAGCCAAUUUCUGGUUUCAAACUUGCUUCCAUGGUGUCAACUUGUCAGCCUUGCAAAAUUGUGCUGUCAAAGAAUACUUCCGCCAACCCAUUGUAGACACAUUUGAUAUUAGAAUAUGCAUGAGCAAAUCCAUAAGACAUGUAGUUGAUUUUCUACAAGCUGACGAGACUGAUUUACACACUAUUGACAUACCUUUAGAAUUUCACAUUAUUGAUUCAGGUACAUGCCAUGGUCUGGCCUUUUGGUUUGACGUAGCCUUUGCAGGCUCAAACCAAACAAUAUGGUUGAGCACAGCACCCACAGAACCUCUAACUCAUUGGUAUCAAGUAAGAUGUUUGUUAGAACAACCCAUUUUAGUAAAACAAUCACAGAUUUUAUCAGGAAGGGUGGUUUUAGUGGCAAACAAAAGGCAAAGUUAUGAUGUUACCAUAGAAUUAUCUGUGGAUGGCACAACACAGUGCUCCAAGAAUACUCUUGAUUUAAAAAACCCGUACUUUAGGUACACAGGGGCCCCUGUACAGCCUCCGCCGGGUGUCGCCAGCGUAUCACCUUCCGAAAACUACUGGAGCACCAUGGAUCAAGGCAUGCGCAACGUCUCCAUGGUGAACGGUAUUGGAGACGUGGCCAUGGACACCACACAAACCCUAAUCAACAAUAAUCUGAUGGCGAACAAUCUCAUAGCCAUGGUGGAUCCUGCUCAUCUGCCUGGAGACGCCGGUCAGCAACCCAACAUACACCCCGGUUGCAUACCCAGCACCGGGCGCGGACGCGUAGCUGCCAGCCCCACUUCGACACACACUGCGCAGCUGAUCGGUGGCGCCAUCUCUCCGUCGUUGUUUACAUCGCCUAACCACCAAAAUGCGCAGCAGACUCAACUGUCGAUGAUGUCCAAUUAUCCAGUGAGCGCCAAUCUCAUGAUCGGCGAUUACGUGAAAUCGGCCAAUCAGGUCGCGCCUAUGGCGGCUCUGGCCAAUAGUAUACCCAUGCCGGCCGUCUAUCGUCAAUAGUAUACACUACUAACGCGGUGAUUUUUAGUUAGGUGUUCAUAGCUCAAGACGAUUAUUAAUUAUUAACUAGGCAUCUAGGUGUGUACGUUUUUGUUUUUUUAACUUGUAGCACAUAUUUUUUUUAUUUAUGAUUUAGGGAUACUAUGUUUAAAACUUUCAAGUAACAAGAUUAUAGUGGUUGUGCGCAUCUUAUUUGAUAAAAUUUGAUAUUUUAUGUGCAUUAAGCAUAUAAAAUGAGGAGUGUAUAUGCAAAAUCAGACAUGUCCUCUUUUGGUCAAAAUUGAGUUUGAUACGGUUUUGUAAUGAUAUUGAUAGUUUCUUUUACCUGCAGUGCUCAGAAUCGUUUAAAAUCGGAGGUAUCCCAUAGUAAUCAGAACCUAAAUAUCGAAAGUUUAAUUAAUACAUUGUUAAUUUACUUAAACAGUUUUUAGCUUUUAUAUUAAAACUACAUUAUAUGGAUCCGAUUUUUCAUGAAUGCGGCUUAAAUAGUUUUGGGGCAUGGUGAUAAAAUUAGAGAUUAUUCUACUAGUAAGAUUAAACAAUUUUUUAAAUUUAUUUUAAAUUCGUUUGAGAAAACUACUAUUUUUAUAUAAUUUUUAGUUUCCUUUCAACUAAAAUUCGAGUGGGUCGAAUAUCCUAUUUUCGAUAUUUAUUUGGUAAUGGCAAACAAAUUAAUUUUUAACUUUAAAAAAAGUUAUGUGCAAGGGGGAAAUAUUUUGGUCAACAACUUCGGCUUGCCAAUGGCACUUAAAACUGAAAGUAACAGAAUAUUUUUGUCCCUAAACACAGUUUGUUAGUCUACAAAAAGGUUCAAUUUUGACGUAAAUAUUGUAAUUUCAGAAAAUAUAGCGAUUUAAUUUUACGAAUAAUUUUUUUUAUUAUUUUCGAAUUUUGUUAAUAAAUUUAGUUUUCUAGAAAAAGGUUAUUAUUAAAAGUAACAA
Messenger RNA from Brassicogethes aeneus, 2967 nucleotides. NCBI's taxonomy places the organism in Eukaryota, Metazoa, Arthropoda, Insecta, Coleoptera, Nitidulidae. The record is from the annotation of a GenBank genome assembly.